AUGAGCGGGCCGCGCCCCUCUAGUCGCGCAUUUCUCCACGAGCUGCCAUGCUUACCCGCUGAUUCUAAGAUCCGCUUUUUGGGCUGUGUGAGGCAAUACAACGUUAAUAUUGGUCAUCUCGUCUUGGAACACCAUUAUCCGCGCAGCAAAGAAGAGCCCAGCAUGGUUUUCGUGGAUGUAAAUGCUGUCCUCGAAGAUCUGACAUCCGAGGAGCUGCGGGUAGGCUCAUGGUUGAACGUAUUGGGAUAUGUUCGAGAUACUACACCGCCAGAUGCGUCUUUCUCGAGUCAACAGGGUUCACAGCAGUCAAAUGAGGCACUGCCUGUCAAGGUUUCACCACGGCCGGUGUACGUCGAGGCAGUGAUGGUUUUCUCCGCGGGUGCUAUUGCUCUGGGAGAGUACGAGCGGAUUCUGCGCAAUGCGCAAGACGUGGAGCGCCGAAUCCACAAUCAGGGCUGA
Penicillium cinerascens is the source of this 459-nucleotide messenger RNA. Its product is annotated as nuclear telomere cap complex subunit Ten1. Gene Ontology annotation, biological process: telomere capping. Gene Ontology annotation, cellular component: CST complex. Lineage: Eukaryota; Fungi; Ascomycota; Eurotiomycetes; Eurotiales; Aspergillaceae. The coding region runs from base 1 to 459 and encodes 152 amino acids. The record is from RefSeq and is a predicted model, not a curated record. Gene Ontology annotation, molecular function: single-stranded telomeric DNA binding. The transcript has 2 exons.